CAGAGAGACCGGGCUGCAUCCUCGAGUUAACGUGUUUCCAGAAAAACAACAACGAGCUCAUCAGUGAUAAAGGUGACAAAUAUGAAGCAAAGUGUGAACGGAAAGUCUUCACGCGACCAUGGUGGUAAAGGGGACGAGGCCUGAGUAGGGCAGGCGGCGAUUGAUGCGACUGAUGAGACCAGACACGAGCCACAUGAGGCCCACUGACAAUGCAGGAGUCCCCUGCGUAACAGGUGAGAUGGCUGGUGAAAAUAUUACCAUGGACCCUGCUGCAGUUACUUCAAACCAGAGCAGCUGUGAUGUGUUUGUGUACCAAAGCGCUGCAGUGGUCCUUUUCCCCAUUUUCUACUCUGUGGUUUUCAUCAUCAGUGCAUGUGGCAACAGUUUGGUUCUCUAUGUCAUCUGUCAGAGGAAACAGAAGUCCAACUCCACCUCCAUCUAUCUGGUCAACCUCGCUUUAUCUGACACUCUCUUCACACUGGCUCUUCCUGGGAGAAUUACGUAUUACAUCCGUCACUUUGACUGGCCUUUUGGUGACUUUCUCUGCAAAAUUACCACACUUCUUUUCUUUACAAAUACAUAUGCAGGUAUUGCCUUCAUGACCUGCAUCAGCCUGGACAGAUACCUGGCCAUGGUGCAUCCACACCGGCUGCAGUGUUUGAGGAGUGUAAAGGUUGUUCGCAGGGUCUGCUGCCUGGUCUGGGCUCUGGUAUCUCUGCAGGUAGCUCCUCUGCUGCUCCGCAGCAUGCUGCAUGAGCAUCAAGGAAGACGAACCUGUAUGGAGUACUUCAACUUCGAGGGGUCUCGCUUCACUCCUUAUCUCCUGCUUCUGGCUUGUGCCAUGUCCUUUUGCUGUCCACUUACCACUAUCAUGUGUUGCUAUGCCAAGAUCAACCUCAAACUGCGAGAUGCAGCCAAGAAGAACUCUGUAACUGGCCGCUCAAGGAGGAAUCACAGGGCCAAUACUAUUAUCCUGCUCAUCCUCCUCACGUUCAUCGUAUGUUUUAGCCCUUAUCACAUCAACGUCAUCCAGUUCAUGUCCAGGAAAAUACACCACCAGCCAACUUGUGAAGAACUGAGAGCCUUUAAGGUAGCCUUACAGGUUACCGUCUCAUUAAUGAACUUCAACUGCUGCUUGGAUCCAGUCAUCUACUUUUUUGCUAUUAAGACGUACAAGAAGAGAGUGAUGAGCCUGUUUAAAGACUAUCUCUACACUUCCGGCGCCUCCUCCAAAAUGACAGCUGAGAACAGCAGCAGCAACACCUGAGAAACCACAGCUGAUCUUGCAAGAUGUACAUCUGGAACAUAUGCCACAGAGAAGUCCUAGUUACCAUGCUAAACUCAAAAAGGCCUUGCUGUAUUGUCUAUUUAAAUGAUGCCUUUUAACCAAGAUACAGUAUGUAUCACUUCUGUACAGACAC
Molecule: messenger RNA, 1421 nt
Organism: Archocentrus centrarchus (flier cichlid)
Lineage: Eukaryota; Metazoa; Chordata; Actinopteri; Cichliformes; Cichlidae
Product: G-protein coupled receptor 183
Exons: 4
Coding region: 164-1267 (367 amino acids)
Biological process (GO): G protein-coupled receptor signaling pathway
Cellular component (GO): membrane
Molecular function (GO): G protein-coupled receptor activity; oxysterol binding
Source: RefSeq, a predicted model, not a curated record